This is a messenger RNA of Lycium barbarum (goji berry), 3033 nucleotides long. RefSeq lists its product as uncharacterized. The transcript has 4 exons. Bases 1 to 3033 code for a protein of 1010 amino acids. Gene Ontology annotation, molecular function: RNA-DNA hybrid ribonuclease activity; nucleic acid binding. The record is from RefSeq and is a predicted model, not a curated record. Gene Ontology annotation, biological process: DNA integration. NCBI's taxonomy places the organism in Eukaryota, Viridiplantae, Streptophyta, Magnoliopsida, Solanales, Solanaceae.
AUGGGAGAAUUAGAUGGAGAUACCUUUAAUGCUGUGGAAAUCAUGCAAGCUGUAAAAAUAGAUGAGAUGGCGGGAUCUGAUGAAAUGAAAAUGGCAAGCGCAGCAAAGAUGACGCAUAAGGGUACUUUUGGGCUCGGGUAUGAUCCUAUGUUUGGAGAAACUAGCAGCACCAAGAAGAUCUUUGUGCCGGAGCAAGUUCCUGUCCAGGGUCAGAUGAUUGUGCCGGAGGUCGAUGAAGAUAUCAUAGAAGGAAUAGAGAACCUGUUCGUGACAAUGAUCGAGGAGUAUUGUGGGGAGACUGAAGCAGAUACCGAGACACCGACUAUUCGUGAUGCCAAACCAGGAGAGAUCUUGCAGAAUUGGACAGAAACUCGGAUCAGCAUACAGUUAGAAGCUGAACGGAAGCAAGAAUUGUUGGAAUUGCUUAAGCAGUAUGUUGACGUAUUUGCUUGGUCCUACGACGACAUGCCCGGGCUGAGCACCGACAUCGUCUCUCAUAGGCUGCCAAUUGAUCCCACCCGCCCGCCGAUCAAGCAAAAGCCAAGGAUGUUCAAGCCCGAUUUGAGUUUAACGAUCAAAGAGGAAGUCACUAAGCAGAUUGAAGCAAAUGUCGUAAGGGUUACAAACUACCCUUCCUGGUUGGCCAACAUUGUGCCCGUUCCAAAGAAGGACGGAAAAAUCAGGAUAUGUGUGGACUAUCGGGAUCUCAACAAAUCUGGUCCUAAGGAUGACUUCCCCCUUCCAAACAUCCACAUACUCAUCGAUAACUGUGCAAAGCAUGAGUUGCAAUCAUUUGUCGAUUGCUUUGCAGGAUAUCAUCAGAUUUUGAUGCAUGAGGAUGAUGCAGAAAAGACAGCGUUUACCACUCCAUGGGGAGUGUACUGCUACCAAGUAAUGCCAUUUGGCCUCAAGAAUGCUGGUGCGACCUACAUGAGAGCCAUGACUACUUUGUUCCAUGAUAUGAUUCAUAAGGAGAUUGAAUUCUACGUGGACGAUGUCAUUAUCAAAUCUCGAAGGAGUUCAGAUCAUUUUACUGACCUAAGGAAGUUCUUUGAACAAUUGCAGAGGUACAACUUGAAGUUGAAUCCAGCAAAAUGUGCAUUUGGAGUUCCUGCUGGACAAUUAUUGGGAUUCAUUAUUAGCAGAAAAGGUAUAGAAUCGGAUCCUUCAAAAAUCAAGGCAAUCCAAGACUUGCCUCCCCCGAAGAGCAAGAAAGAUGUAAUGAGUUUCCUUGGAAGGCUCAAUUACAUUAGUCGAUUCAUCGCACAGUCAACGGUGAUUUGUGAACCCAUAUUUAAACUGCUGAAGAAAGAUGCUGCCACAGAGUGGACAGAAGAGUGUCAGAAGGCCUUCGACAGAAUCAAAGAGUACUUGUCUAGUCCACUCGUAUUGGUCCCGCCAGAACCGGGAAAACCUCUAUUGCUGUACUUAUCCAUAUUGGAUGGUGCGUUUGGAUGUGUGUUAGGACAACACGAUGAGACGGGGAAAAAGGAGCAAGCCAUUUACUACCUAAGCAAGAAAUUCACAUCGUACGAGGCAAGGUACACUUUGUUGGAACGCACAUGCUGUGCUUUGACUUGGAUCGCACAAAAGUUGAGGCACUACUUAUCUGCGUACACCACGUACUUGAUCUCAAGGAUGGAUCCACUCAAAUACAUCUUCCAAAAGCCGAUGCCCACCGGGAAAUUAGCGAAAUGGCAGAUCUUGUUAAGUGAGUUUGACAUCGUGUACAUAACUCAGAAGGCCAUCAAGGGACAGGCCUUGGCGGAUCACCUUGCAGAGAACCCUGUAGACAAUGAAUACAAGCCGCUUACAACGUAUUUUCCUGAUGAGGAAGUACUGUUCGCAGGGGAAUAUAUUUCAGAGCCUUAUUCAGGAUGGAGGAUGUUCUUUGACGGAGCGUCAAAUUUCAAAGGAGUUGGAAUAAGAGCAGUUUUGGUUUCCGAGACAGGUCAGCACUACCCUAUCUCGGCAAAGAUUAGAUUUCCCUGCACGAACAAUAUGGAGGAAUACGAAGCUUGCAUCCUCGGGCUUAGGAUGGCAGUUGAUAUGAACAUCAAAGAACUUUUGGUAAUAGGAGAUUCUGACCUAUUAGUUCAUCAGGUACUAGGAGAAUGGACCACCAAGAAUGUCAAAAUUCUUCCAUACUUACAUUGCGUGAAAGAGUUGUGCAAGCAGUUUAGAGAGAUUGACUUCAAGCAUAUCCCUCGAAUCCAAAAUGAGCUUGCUGAUGCCCUUGCGACAUUGUCAUCAAUGAUCCAACAUCCGGACAAGAAUUACAUCGACCCUAUCAAGGUAGAAAUACAUGCCCAACAAGCAUAUUGUUUUCAUGUCGAUGAGGAAUGGAUGGCCAGCCAUGAAUCAAUUAUCACAGAUAAUGCGGCCAAUCUCAACAACAAUCUUAUGAGAGAGACUUGUGAAAAGUUUAGGAUUGCCCACCGAAAUUUCACAGCUUAUCGACCACAGAUGAAUGGAGCAGUCGAGGCAGCAAAUAAGAACAUCAAGAAGAUCUUAAGGAAGAUAACAGACAGUCACAGGCAGUGGCAUGAAAAGUUGCCAUAUGCUUUGUUUGGUUACCGUACCACUGCUAGAACAUCCACAGGAGCAACUCCCUAUAUGCUGGUCUAUGGUUCCGAAGCUGUGAUACCUGUAGAAGUAGAGAUACCUUCUCUAAGGAUUAUCCAAGAUGUUGGUUUGGACAAUGCAGUAUGGAUACGUAGUAGACACGAACAAUUAAUGCUCAUUGAUGAGAAAAUGAUGGACGUUGUCUGUCACGGUCAGCUUUAUCAGAACAGGAUGUCCAAGGCAUUUAACAAGAGAGUAAGGCCUAGGAAAUUCGAACCAGGGCAAUUGGUUUUAAAGCGAAUAUUUCCUCAUCAGAACAAAGCUAAAGGGAAAUUCGCACCAAAUUGGCAAGGUCCAUAUGUGGUUCAUCGUGUGAUUUCAGGAGGAGCAUUGAUUUUGGCAGAAAUGGAUGGUAAAGUGACCACGAAGCCCAUCAACUCAGACUCGAUCAUGAAGUACUACAUCUGA